Messenger RNA from Monoraphidium neglectum, 417 nucleotides. RefSeq lists its product as hypothetical. Lineage: Eukaryota; Viridiplantae; Chlorophyta; Chlorophyceae; Sphaeropleales; Selenastraceae. Bases 1 to 417 code for a protein of 138 amino acids. The record is from RefSeq and is a predicted model, not a curated record. The transcript has 3 exons.
AUGCUGGCCCAGGCCGGCAGCAGCCUGCGCAUCAGCAGCGCGCGGCUGGACCUGGCGAAGCUGUCGGACCUGCUGUGCGGCAGCGAGGCCCAGAUCAUGGAGGGCAGCCUCUGGCACAAGGGGUUGGGGCCGGGGCGGCGGCCGGUCGGCGGGGGCGCCCGCCCCGGCAGGGGCGGCCUCGGGUUGAGGGCGCGGCUGGCCCUGCCGCUGCCCGCGGCUGCAAGGGAACGGGGGCGGCAGGCUGCAACUUCCAUCACGCCGAGCCGGACCUGCGCCAAGGCUUGGCCGCUGGUCCGCGACAUAUCAUUCCGCCGCACCCUGGGGGAGGCGGACCUGGACGAACUCCGCGCCAUGUCGCUGGGCGGCGGCGGCGGCGGGGGUGGCGGCGGCGGCGGAGGCGCGGGCGCGCAUCACUAG